Messenger RNA from Aspergillus niger, 900 nucleotides. RefSeq lists its product as uncharacterized. Bases 1 to 900 code for a protein of 299 amino acids. The record is from RefSeq and is a predicted model, not a curated record. The transcript is spliced from 3 exons. Lineage: Eukaryota; Fungi; Ascomycota; Eurotiomycetes; Eurotiales; Aspergillaceae. Gene Ontology annotation, biological process: protein phosphorylation. Gene Ontology annotation, molecular function: ATP binding; protein kinase activity.
AUGGGAGCCCUUCAAUUCCCACCCGGCAUUGACCCAGACGAUAUGAUCGGGCAAGGAAGCAGCGGAAUAGCAGCCCUGGAUCCCAAAACAAAGCACAUCAUAAAAUUUCCAUUCAACGAAGACGAGGCACGGGCUGCAUGCGAUCGUGAAAAGGAGAUUUACGAGCGUUUAGAGCGCUCACCACUCCCACGGCCAUCAUCGCUCUUGAAAUACUACGGCCCUAGAGACCAAGGAAUUCUCCUCGAAUACGCAAAGCACGGUACAUUGCGGAGAUACGCAUAUGGGUUGGAUCUUCCAAUCCCACUCCCUGCGAUUCUUCGCUGGGCCAAACAAGCAGCGGAAGCGCUACAGUUCAUCCAUGAAAAUGGGAUAGCUCAUGGCGACGUUAGCUGUGUGAGCUUUUAUGUGGACCAAUUUCUGGACGUGAAGGUCGGUGAUUUUACCCGGUCGUCGGACGCGACACCGCAGGCUGUGAAGCAAGAUAUAUCGGAUUACGGCUCGGCUCUUUAUUAUUUGGUUACAGGACAGUAUCCUUAUCAAGGCCUGCCAGAGAAGGAAGUGGAGGAGUGCUUUAAGCGAGGGGAAUUUCCGGAUCUUACGGAUGUGCAGUUGAAAUCGAUUAUUCAUCCGUGUUGGGCGGGUCAUUAUAAUAGCUUUGAGGGGUUGCUUGUGGAUGUCCAGGGGCAUAGUGCCGUCAGUGAUAGAAAACUUAAAUUAUUAACUAAAGAAUUCCUGGGUAUCAUGCUUCGGAUUAUAACAACAGGUUUAAUAGAUAUCCCAGCUGGGACUGAUUAUUAUAUUCUUUUAUCAGAAAACAGCAUGACGGAAACAGCGGUGAACGCGAAACGCUGGGAAUAUCUGGAAAGGAAAGAAAUAUCUUUAUCUUAUUAUUCAGAUUAG